Molecule: messenger RNA, 2538 nt
Organism: Tachysurus vachellii
Lineage: Eukaryota; Metazoa; Chordata; Actinopteri; Siluriformes; Bagridae
Product: claudin-34-like
Exons: 2
Coding region: 244-1026 (260 amino acids)
Biological process (GO): bicellular tight junction assembly; cell adhesion
Cellular component (GO): bicellular tight junction; plasma membrane
Molecular function (GO): structural molecule activity
Source: RefSeq, a predicted model, not a curated record
GUGAGGCAUUCACUUUGUUUUAGGUGUGCCAUCAUGCUUUUCAUCACGAUUUAAACACUGACAUUAGUCUGUUUAAGGGACGCUUCUGGUGUGUUUUGUCAGGUAUCUUGGAGACAGGAUGAGAGGGAUCUGCAAAAAAGAUGACUAUUAGAUAGUUGCCAGACAGCUAGGACGAUUAAACACUUGACCUGACAAUGAAGGAAAAUAAAAAGGCAUACACUGGACAGUAGAAGCUAGUGUAUCAUGCCAUACCUGGUACACACUGCCCAUGCCCAGUUUGUGGGGUUAUGGGUUGGUGCGGUUGGUUGGAUCCUCACCAUCGUAGCCGUCGGCCUGGUGGAAUGGAGGGUGUGGGAGGUAUCCGACCUGUCUGUCAUCACCUCUGGUAUGGCUUGGGUGGGUAUCUGGAAGGUGUGCUUUUACACCAGUGUGAUUGUCACACCUGAAUACAAGGUCAUGUACUGCCAGCGGAUGCAUCUGACAGACCCUUACAUGCCUAAUGAGAUUGCUGCUGCCCAGGCGCUCAUGCUGCUUGCCUUUAUCUUGGGAUUUUUUGGUAAUUCAAUCAUCAUUUAUGGACUCAGGAACAUCUACUUUGGACUGAACGAGGCUAGAUCUAUCACACUGCCUUUUUCCUUUGGUGGAGGACUUAUGUUACUUGCUGGUGUGAGCUCAUUAAUUCCUCUUUACUGGAACAUAAACUCUGUGGUGACUAACCAGACCAUCAACUUUCCACCUAACUUCAACAUGCCCCCAGCUCCUGAUAAGCAGUAUGUUGGUUCGGGUAUCGCUGUUGGAAUUUUUGCAUCCAUAUUGGUGGUAUUAAGUGGAAUAGUGUUCCUGUGCUACAAGCUGCCAGAAGGACUGAACUCCAAAAUCAAACCUUCAAGGAAAAAGGAGAACAACGAUGGACUGUGUGAAACUGAAAUGGCAGUGCAUGUAAAAUCCAGACAAAAGCCUGAGCAAGACAGAAUAAACAGCCUCGGUAUUGAUAACCUGGCUUUCCAGUCCCCAAAAGACGGGUAAAUGUGAAUGUGGGUUUUCAAUCAUAAACUCUUUCUGUGAAGGCUUCGUAAUAUGAGUGUGCAUUGAAAUGUAAGUGUUUUUGAAGGGAGGUUGGGUCAGAUUGUUUACAAGGCAAACAAUUUUUGCACAAUUAAAGUGUGUCCUUUGGGGUAGGAUAGUAACUGGGAAGUUAUUCAUAAACAUCCUUAACUCUAGGGAUUUGACACCAUUGCAACAUGCUCACAAUGAUGCACAACCAAAGCUAAUAAAUGUUUAAUGUGAACUAUAUUCUUAAUGUAUUCUUGCACAUUGCACCUGUUAAAUGUGCCAUGGGAAUUAUAUAUUUUUAAGUUUUGUAGGUUUAUAUGGAUAUAAAUUGUUUUUGACUCAUUUAAAAAUUUACACAAGUGUCAAAGGAGCAAAUGUAAACAAUGAAAGAAACCUUGACUUAAAUGCAUGUUGAUGCAUUUACCAUAACAGCAUGCAUCUUUGGAAGGGGCCUCAUUUGACAGAACUCUACAAAAAUCAUUUGUAAACCUGUACCUUUAGGCUUUCUGAUUAGAGAAAGGUUUCAGGAUAGAGGACUUUGUUCUUUGUGGAAUCUUUGUAACAUGACAACUAUAAUAAACUGGUGUGGUAACGACUGCUUAUAGCUGCUACAGUGUACAUGAUAACUUGUUUCAUGAAUGUUCUACAAUGUUAAGUCCAACAAUUAAUGAAUAAGUAUGACAUCUUUAAUUCAUAAAAAAAGAUAAAAGUCAUAUAAAAGGAAUGAACACUCAAGGGUUCCUUAGUCUUCAUACUAUUUGUAGAUCAUUUUACAAUGUUGCUUUGGGACCAGAGUAAAAUAUAUUCUUUUUAGAAUACCAUUUAAAUAGUCCUAAAAUAGUCUUUUCUGAACCACUUUCAGAGACAAUGCCCUGGAGUUGAUGUAACUGAUAUAACAGCGGUAAUGAGACCUUGGAUUGGGAUUCACAAAAGUAUUUUCAGAUUAAAAAAGAUCCAAAAAAGUUGCCAGAGAUAUGAUUUGUGCCAUUAGAUUCUUAUGAAUCAUGUUUCAAGCCUGAUGGUUGAUUAUUUUCUUGAUCUUCUUUUAAUGAUCUCUCACUUUGUUUCAUUGUAGUUACUACAAAAUCAAUAAACUUUUGGAAAUCUUUCUGGAUGAUGAAAAAUAUUGCAGUUUCACCAGUAGUAAGAUGAAUGAAGAAUCAGAAGCCAGGGUACGGUCAAAGAGAUUUUAUUGAGUGCACAAAGUUGGACUUUUAUGCUGAUGUGUGCAUGCAAAUGAAAGACUAGAUAAUAUAGAUAAUCCCCAAGGCUAAGAUAUGGAAAAAAGCAUAAAAAGCAAAAGCAAGGGUAAGGGUAAAAAACAUUGUGACCCAGUAUAACUGAUAUGAAUGAACAAAGUACAGCCAUGUAUACACUUCCAGAUCAUGAAUAAGCAAAAUUCACUCUGAAAAAAGCAUGAAAAAAAUAAAUGAUCCCACAGAUUUACUAAAUAUUAUGCUUUUUGAAUAAAAUGGCAAAAUAUUA